Molecule: messenger RNA, 2219 nt
Organism: Anastrepha obliqua
Lineage: Eukaryota; Metazoa; Arthropoda; Insecta; Diptera; Tephritidae
Exons: 3
Coding region: 698-1114 (138 amino acids)
Source: RefSeq, a predicted model, not a curated record
UAAAAUUUCGACAACACUGGUAACGUCACGCGUUCGUUUAGCGAAAUGUUGACAAUCUGUUGCUCAUCACUAGCUAAUCAAGCGCAACAUACAAAUUUUCAAUGCGCAAUCGAGAUGGAGGAGGAAAACAUAAAAUUAAGCGUUGUGGAAAACAAAUUACUGGUCAGAACUCGAUUAGACAGGCAUUUGGUAGCGGAAGGAGGAAGAAAUCGGUCCUUUGGGGCAAAGUACUGGACAAAAUUAAAACCGAUGCCCCAGAUCUUAGCGCUACAAGAGAUCAGUUGCAACGAAAAUUUUUAAAUAAAAUUCCAUUUUUUAAAUAACACGUUCGACGCAAAAUAAAGUAUGCAAUAUUGCUGCACACUAUUAGCUGAGUAUCAGCAACAAAGUAUCAAUAAAGCAACAGGGUUGCAGUAUUGCGGUAAUUAUUGAGCGGCUCGAACACACUCAUAUUUUACAUGCAUCAUUUUAUUGUGAACUUAGCUUAAGCUUGUAUUAUCUGAUUUGAUGAAAAAUGCAACUCUAAAUAAAAGGGGGAUUCUUUGAUUUCCACUUGAAUGGUGAACACGCGUUUUAUUUAAAGUAGAAAUCUAUAUCAAUCACUAUAAAUAAAGUGAAAACCGGGCGUUUUAUAACUCAGGUGUGGGGUCAACCGCACUUCCCAUUGGAAAAUACUAAUAUCUAUCUAAUAAUCAAAAUGGUUAACCCGAGACAGGAUUUAGCGAAUGCCCUCAGUGAAGCAGGAGUGAAAUUCCCACCAUCAGCUACAACACAACAGUUGCGCAACCUUCUGCAGAGCGGAGUAGGAACUGGAGAAAAUGCCUCGAACUCUACUCUUGAAAACGUUGCCGAUUCUGACAGUAAUAAUGCUGUCAACAAUGAAAAUGCCGCUGCCGCCAACAUGGAAAAUGAUAUUAUCACAACACAACAGUUGCACAACCCUCUUCAGAGCGUAGUGGGAGUUGAAACAAACGCCUUGAACUCCACAAUUCUGUUCGAUUGUACUGCCGCUGCCGCCAAUAAUCAAAAACUACUACUACAGAUGACGACUCCGAUACUGCUGACGCCGCCAUUGCCGCUACCGCCGCCACCACAAACACUGCCGGAGAGAUGAAUAAGGGCCAGCAAGCCAUGCCAACGCUUCGUGACUUAGACGAAGUGAUCAUAGCUUUGAAGAAAAUAAUCGAAAUUCUAACACUGAGGAAACGGGAUGAAGAACUUAAGUGCCGAGUCCCCAAAGAAAACCUGCGCCGUUUAGAUUUCGGAGAUAUCGAGCACGCUCUCCCAAAGUUCAACGGUGAUGACGUGUCAUACUGAGUUCUCCACUUUUUACGCGAUUUCGAAGAGAUUAUGAAUACAUCAGGAGCAGACGAUAGCCUCACACUACUAGCACUUCGCCGUUCGUUAAAAGGAACGGCACGAGUCUUCUUGUAAACCACAACCGCAUUAAAUUACGACGCUUUAAAGACGGCAUUGACAGUCGAGUUUGGAAAAGCAAUCACGCGGCAGGAAAUUUACAAAAUGUUAGCGCAGCGUAAGUGGAAGAAAAAAGACGAGUCGAUCCACUGCUACAUAUUGCACAUGCAAGCUUUGGCAAAACGAGCCAAUAUCGAUGAAACUGAGCUCAUGGACUUCAUCAUCGAUGGUAUGGGGAACUCAGUCCCAAAUAUUCAACUCUUGAUGAUGGCACGCAGUAUCGAAGAUUUGAAAACGUUGGUGAACCGCUAUCAACAAAAAUUUACGCCGGCCAACGUCACAGGUGUUCGAAGCAAGCAGCCCAAUACAACAAACGCAAAACAACCAUCAACAACAAACAUUGAGCGGCGAACAGCAAAGCCGAAAGCAGACUCAACUCUAUGUUUUAAUUGCUCGCGAUAUGGGCACAUGAAACCUAAUUGCCCAUACCCACUACGACCUGACGGAUCCUGCUUCCGCUGUUGGCCAUGACCUCUGUUCCUGCCCGAAUCCAGCUAAAGUUUUAAAAUCACGGGAUGACGUGGCAUUUAUUGAAGUUGAAGCAGAUUACGAGGGCGGCGCUAUUGGCGCAUUUAAUUUUUAACUGGACUGCUUCAGCUUCAUAAAAGCGCCACUCGUGCCAAAAGAUCUGGUAGGAGAGCAGUCCAAUGGAAACAUAUCCUAUUAUAAAGGCAUUGGUGGAACAAAUUUCCUAAAAAAAAAAGUGAAAUGUAAAAUACAAUUUUUAAAUAAAUCAAACGAAG